This is a messenger RNA of Striga asiatica, 501 nucleotides long. Lineage: Eukaryota; Viridiplantae; Streptophyta; Magnoliopsida; Lamiales; Orobanchaceae. The record is from the annotation of a GenBank genome assembly.
GACGAGCUCCGACCGAAAGUUGUCGAGGACUGCCGAUUUCCUCCAGUGACGCCGCACGCCGUCGUGUCUUUCUUCUCCGGCAAACUCGCGAGCAGCUGCAGAUCCCAGUUUCCAAUCGCCAAUCUCAGCCCUUCCCCGCGCGACUCCAUCUACGAACAGCAACAGCGGCCCGCCGUGAUGAGCAGCAGCUUCCGGCCGUUCAUCCGACCCUUCGUCAUCCCUCCCCGGCAGCCUGAAGUCGCGCCAUCCUCGAUCCGAACGGCGAGCAGAAGUCGUUCAGGAGCACCCGUUCACACCGAAAUUUUCAGACAAGCAGCAAUCGGCCCUUUUCAGCGAGCAGCGGCCGAUUCCUUUCCGACGGGCAGCGGUGCGAGCAGCCGGGCUGUUUCUGCGAGCAGGCCGGGAGUGUCGUCGACGAACGGGAGAGUAGCCGAGGGCCACCGGACUGAGGCAAACCUAGCCACAUAUUCUUCCGGUGAUUUCGUUCGUUUUUAUACGGCA